AUGGUCGACUUGGAGCCGACGGUCGUGGAUGAGGUUCGCACGGGCACUUACCGCCAGCUUUUCCACCCCGAGCAACUCAUUUCCGGCAAAGAAGACGCGGCAAACAACUUUGCGCGGGGGCACUAUACGAUCGGCAAGGAAAUCGUGGACUUGGUGUUGGAUCGAAUCCGCAAGUUGGCGGACAACUGCACCGGCUUACAGGGGUUCUGCGUCUACAAUGCUGUCGGCGGCGGCACUGGAUCCGGCCUGGGCUGCUUGAUGUUGGAGCGCUUGUCCGUGGACUAUGGUAAGAAGAGCAAGAUCUCCUUCACAGUUUGGUCUUGUCCACAGGUGGCGACUGCAGUUGUUGAACCGUACAACACUGUGCUAUGUGUGCAUUCUCUGCUCGAGCACACGGAUGUGACAAUCAUGUACGACAACGAGGCGUUAUACGACAUUUGCCGCAGGAACUUGGACAUUGAGCGCCCGACCUACACGAAUCUCAACAGGCUGAUCGCUCAGAUCAUCAGCUCGUUGACGGCAAGCCUGCGGUUCGAUGGGGCUUUGAACGUGGACAUCACGGAGUUCCAAACAAAUCUUGUUCCUUACCCGCGAAUCCACUUCAUGCUUACCUCCUUUGCGCCGGUGAUCUCGGCAGAGAAGGCAUACCAUGAGCAGCUCUCCGUGGCGGAGAUCACCAUGUCUGUGUUCGAGCCCGCCUCAAUGAUGGUCAAGUGCGAUCCUCGCCACGGCAAGUACAUGGCUUGCUGUAUGAUGUACCGCGGGGAUGUUGUGCCAAAGGACGUGAAUGCGGCGGUUGCCACCAUCAAGACCAAGCGCACCAUCCAAUUUGUGGACUGGUGCCCCACUGGCUUCAAGUGCGGUAUCAACUACCAGCCUCCUACAGUGGUGCCUGGUGGUGAUUUGGCCAAGGUCAUGCGUGCGUGCUGUAUGAUUUCCAACAGCACGGCCAUCGCGGAAGUCUUCUCCCGCAUUGACCACAAAUUCGAUCUGAUGUACAGCAAGCGUGCUUUCGUCCACCACUACGUGGGUGAGGGCAUGGAGGAGGGCGAGUUCUCCGAGGCCCGCGAAGACUUGGCGGCUUUGGAGAAGGACUACGAGGAGGUGGGCAUCGAGACGGCCGAAGGGGAGGGCGAAGAGGAAGGCGAGGAGGCGCCGGAGCGGAUCUGGGCCUCCAAAGGCCUCACGGGGCUGCUGGAGCAGGUGGGAGGAGGGCGGAAGGCGGAGGAAGUGCAGGCCAAUAGCGUGCUGCUCAAUGUGUACGACGUGAGCGAAAGUGAAGUCAUCCAGAGGGUGAACCGCAUCUUCACCGCUGACGACACGGUCCUAGCUGGAGGAGUGUUUCACGCGGGAGUGGAGGUCUAUGGGAGGGAGUGGUGCUACGGUGCGACUGUGCCAGGGCGCACCGGAGUCGGCGCGGUCAGACCGCGGCUUCAUCCCCAACACAGGUACCGCGCUACUGUCCACAUGGGCGCCACGGAGAAGAAGCCGGAGGAGGUGCAGAGGCUUUUGGCUUGCAUGGCCUCGGAUUGGCAGGGAGGUGACUACGAUCUGAUUCAUCACAACUGCCUCUCCUUCUGCAACGCGCUGCUGUGCGAGCUGGGCCUGCGGCGCAUUCCCGGCUGGGUGGACCGCGCGGCGCGGGCGGCCAGCCAGGUGGACAAUGUGGUGAAGGCCGUGAGGAGCAUCAGUGCUGAUGAGGUCACCGGGCAGGCGGAGGAGACCCUGUCGACCUUCAGGCGCGACUCCCUGGCCGCCCUGGCGGCGGCCAAGGGCGGGACCCAGAAGCUCUUCGAGCGAGCGCAGGAGCAGGCCCAGCAGCCCUUGACCGAGGUGUCGGAGCUCGCGGGCAAGGCUCAGGAGCAGCUGCAGUCGGUGGGUGCCAGCAUUUGGCAGUGGGGCCAGACGCUGCAGGAGUCGGUCGUCGGGGAGGGCACGACGCAGCCUGAGAAGAAGGCGGAGGAGAACUGGUCUUUCUCCGAGAGCCUGUGGAGCUGGGGCGAGACGGUGACCAAGGACCUCAAGCAGACGCUGGGGCCGGGGAUGCCGAAGGCUCAGAAGGGCUAUCGCCCUGAUCCUUCCGGAGGUGGCGGCACCGCGGGACUCAUCAAGGCUCAAGAGGUCAGCUUGCUGAAGCAGGGCCUCUUGGACGAGGAGGAGGAGGAGGAGGCAGGGCCCGACCUGGCGGCCAUUCAGAAGCAGCUGCAUCCGGACCUGCUGACGGGCCACGAGGCGGUUCCGGCCGUGAAGGCUUCGGCGAGCCAGGAGCCCGUUGACCUCCUGUCCUGAGCACUACGCGCGCGAUCAAUUUCAUGGUCAGGAGUCAUAGGUGGUUUCAUAUGGCC
Effrenium voratum is the source of this 2345-nucleotide messenger RNA. The record is from the annotation of a GenBank genome assembly. Lineage: Eukaryota; Dinophyceae; Suessiales; Symbiodiniaceae.